This is a messenger RNA of Melopsittacus undulatus (budgerigar), 2559 nucleotides long. RefSeq names its product Scm polycomb group protein homolog 1. Gene Ontology annotation, biological process: negative regulation of DNA-templated transcription. Lineage: Eukaryota; Metazoa; Chordata; Aves; Psittaciformes; Psittaculidae. The coding region runs from base 226 to 2310 and encodes 694 amino acids. The record is from RefSeq and is a predicted model, not a curated record. Gene Ontology annotation, cellular component: nucleus. Gene Ontology annotation, molecular function: histone binding; chromatin binding. The transcript has 16 exons.
GCCUUCCCUGCGCGUCGGAAACAUGGCGGCGGCGAGGGACUGAGCAGCGGCCGCGCAGGUUUUGAUAUGCCGCAGUGUUUGGACUGACUUUGGUGGCUUGUAGGAGUGAUGGGGAACUAGAGCCCAUGACAGUUCAGAGGAGCCCCUGGUACUUUUGAGAUCUUGACAUCUCCAGUUAUCCAAAAGGCAGCCAGUCCCAGGAUAAGGACAGCAGCAGGUGAUAGAAUGCGGAAACCAGGCCCUCAAAAAGCCAUAGACUGGAAAGAUGGUAAAAAGCACAAGUACGGCCGCCCAUCAGAGUCCCCCUCCCAGUACCAAGGUCACUUCACCUGGGAGAAAUACCUGAAAGAAACAUGUGCCAUCCCAGCUCCUGCCCAUUGCUUCAAGCAGUCAUACACUCCACCUGCAAAUGAAUUCAAGAUCAGUAUGAAACUGGAAGCCCAGGACCCCCGGAACACCACGUCCACGUGCAUCGCCACAGUGGUGGGUCUGACGGGCGCACGCCUGCGCCUGCGCCUCGAUGGCAGUGAUAACAAGAAUGACUUCUGGAGGCUGGUGGACUCUGCUGAAAUCCAGCCCAUAGGGAACUGUGAGAAGAACGGAGGGAUGCUGCAGCCUCCACUGGGCUUUCGACUGAAUGCCUCCUCUUGGCCCAUGUUCCUUCUGAAGACUCUGAAUGGAGCAGAGAUGGCUCCUGUCCGGAUUUUCCACAAGGAACCACCAUCUCCAUCCCAAAACUUCUUCAAGACAGGUAUGAAGCUGGAGGCAGUGGACAGGAAGAACCCUCACUUCAUCUGCCCGGCCACCAUUGGGGAGGUGAGAGGUUCUGAGGUCCUCAUAACAUUUGAUGGCUGGAGAGGUGCCUUCGAUUACUGGUGCCGAUAUGAUUCCCGGGACAUCUUUCCCGUAGGCUGGUGCUCGCUGACUGGAGAUAAUCUGCAGCCCCCUGGAACAAAAGUUGUGAUUCCAAAGAGCCCUUUACCUGCCUCCGAAGUAAACUCGGAGAAACCUAGCAUGCACAGUAGCACAAAGACUGGUUUGGGGCAUCAACAAGGGCAAAGGCGUCGCAAAACAGGGAAGAAGCGUGGUCGAACGACCAAAGCGCUAAUCCAUCACCCCAUGCCUACACCCUCCAAGUCAGUGGAGCCUUUGAAAUUCCCCAGAAAGAGAGGCCCCAAGCCUGGCAGUAAGAGGAAACCUAGGACAUUGCUGAACCCAGCACCCACCUCUCCAACCACCAGUACCCCAGAACCAGACACAAGCACUGUGCCCCAGGACGCUGCUACAGUCCCCAGCUCUGCCAUGCAGGCUCCCACAGUUUGCAUUUACUUGAACAAGAACGGCAGCACUGGGCCCCACCUAGACAAGAAGAAAGUUCAGCAGCUGCCAGACCAUUUUGGACCUGCUCGAGCUUCUGUUGUCCUGCAGCAAGCAGUACAGGCCUGCAUUGAUUGUGCUUAUCAUCAGAAAACAGUCUUCUCCUUCUUAAAACAAGGCCACGGGGGAGAGGUCAUCUCAGCUGUGUUUGAUCGGGAACAGCACACUCUGAACCUGCCAGCAGUAAACAGUAUCACCUACGUCCUCCGCUUCCUGGAGAAGCUCUGCCACAAUCUUCGCAGUGACAACCUCUUUGGGAACCAGCCUUUCACUCAGAACAGCCACAUGCAGCGCUCACACGAGUACGACCACGACAGGUAUCUACCAGACAGAAGCAGUUCCUUAGACGGCACUCUGCAGGGACCAGGCCGGGGUACAAAGCGCUAUUCCCAAGAUUCCCCUCCAUACACUGCUCCUCUCUCCCCCAAGUUACCAAAGAAUGACCGUCACCCUUUGGAAGGUGAAACCUUUGUCCUGGGAGAUGGCCUCCCAGGGCCCCUGGAGCCUCGCCUGGACCCCAUGGACUCUGCCUUGAACUCUGUCAAUGCCUCCAGCCACAGCCGGAGCUCCAGAGACUAUCGCCUGCCAGGAUACAGGCACCUGCACCAACCCUCUAGCCUCAGCCAGGGCAGCUCCUCUGCCUUGCGUAGGCUUAGCUCUGGGGGCUCAGACAGGUUCCUGGGAUCCAGGGACGUGUCCCGGCUGAGCAGCCGCGAUCCCACAUCCUGGUCGGUGGAGGAGGUGAUGCAGUUCAUCCGGGAGGCAGAUCCUCAGCUGGGACCCCAUGCAGACCUGUUCCGGAAACACGAGAUCGAUGGGAAAGCCCUGCUCUUGCUGCGGAGUGACAUGAUGAUGAAGUACAUGGGGCUGAAGCUGGGCCCAGCCCUGAAGCUCACUUACCACAUCGACAAGCUAAAGCAAGGCAAGUUCUGAGGACGCUGGGCAGGACGGACCUGGAAGCUCCGCUCCUGCCACCCGCACCCGCGCUCGCCUGCCCACAGGUACCGCAUGCACACACACCCAUCAGCGCCCACGGACGCCUCGCUGACAGCCUGGCCCUGCUGCAGGCUCCAGCCUGCCCUGUGCCAGCGGAGGAGGCUGGAGCACAGCUGGAGCACAGCUGGAGCACCGCUGGCCCCAGGGCUUCGCACCGGACUCAGGCAUGGGCAUCCCAUUGGAAGC